Triplophysa rosa is the source of this 1860-nucleotide messenger RNA. RefSeq names its product ceramide synthase 1 (gene cers1). The record is from RefSeq and is a predicted model, not a curated record. Gene Ontology annotation, biological process: ceramide biosynthetic process. Gene Ontology annotation, cellular component: membrane. The coding region runs from base 728 to 1786 and encodes 352 amino acids. Gene Ontology annotation, molecular function: sphingosine N-acyltransferase activity. NCBI's taxonomy places the organism in Eukaryota, Metazoa, Chordata, Actinopteri, Cypriniformes, Nemacheilidae. The transcript has 7 exons.
UCACUAACCUCAUUCAUGGCGUGGCUGAGCGGUGCCUUCACAUCAAACGUUUCUUUCGCGUUUUCAUUUUGUUUGUCGCAGACAGACGCGCGUUUGCCCGCGAAUACGAUCUCAUCACGCCGAGCGCUUUUUGUGCGCGUGUUGAUCUGAAUCUCUUCUUCAGCGACUCGUUUUAUCGUCUGUUUUACCGAUCGUUACAUGUGGACGUAUCGAGGGAUUAUGAGAUGAAAGCGAUAAGAGAAUGACAUGUUAAAGCGGAUAUCGCGAAGAAGAGGAUACAUCAAGAAUAUCACGUGUGGAAAAUCCAAUUCGCUGAAUAACUGACGGAAAUGCGUUUUUUGACCCUUCUAGUGGAUCAUUUUAACAUGAUUUAUGAUAUUCUCUUGUAGACUAUAAAGGCAUGCUGAUUCAUAUAUUGUGACAUGAAUAUUAUCUGCAUUUAAUUUUUUUAAUUUAAUUUGAUCAUAAUCAAACCAUUAACCUGACUUUUUGUAUGAAACGCUACUGUAAUCUGGCAUUUGGUGUGACACAUGUUUGUUUGGCAUAAUUAGUCUAAAUUAUCUGUCUUAAUACAUAAAAAGACAGACGUGAUACUUGAAGGCCGAUAAUCAGCUUAAGGUUUCCAGUUUUACAGCAGCUAUAGCUGCUUGGCACAUUCGACUGGUGUAUUUCCACUGCUUUCAAGCCCUUAAGUGGCUUUUAUCAUUAGUUUAGUAGUUCGAGCAUAAUGCACAAAAGUAACAUGGGUGAUGAUGGAUCAUCCAACGCUGAGAUGGACAUCGUGCCCGGCUAUCUGGAGCUGGUCACCAGAGCGUAUUCAGUCAUGUCCAGUGCCUUCAGGGACUGUAAGGACUGUGGACUGGAGAUGUCCACAAGAACCCUGAUGGAUCAUGCCCACAUCACAUGGAAGGAGAUCUUCUUGUUCUUCAUGUGCGUGGUCAUGUGGACGCAGAUGCGUAAGGGACUGACCGCCUUCGUCUUUCAGCCUUUUGGACGAUGGUGUCGCCUCCAUCCCAAAGACGUCUUGAAGAUGCCCGAGAGCGCUUGGAAGCUGGUCUUCUACACCAUGUCGUGGUCAUACAGCACUCAUCUUCUGUUUUUCACAAACUAUUCCUUCUUCCAAAAUCCUCCUUCGGUAUUUAACAGUUGGAGAAGCGGGAUGGAGGUCCCCACGGACAUCUCUAUAGCCUAUCUGAUCCAGGGAAGCUUCUACGGUCACUCCAUAUACUCCACCGUCUACAUGGACACGUGGAGAAAAGACUCGCUGGUCAUGGUGGGGCAUCACUUCAUAACUCUCGCCCUCAUCACCUUCUCAUAUGCCUUCAGAUAUCACAACAUUGGCGUUCUGGUGCUAUUUCUGCACGAUAUCAAUGAUAUUCAGUUGGAGUUCACCAAAGUCAACGUCUACUUCAAGACCCGGGGCGGGAAAGAGCACUUUAUCAACGACGUCCUGUCCAACAUUGGUGUUGUUAGCUUUAGCAUCACCUGGUUUUGGUUUCGUUUAUACUGGUUCCCUCUGAAGGUGUUGUGGGCCUCCUGCGUCACCAGCAUCCAGACGGUUCCCAACAUUCCCUUCUACUUCUUCUUCAACACCCUGCUGUUCAUCCUCCUCCUCAUGAACAUCUACUGGUUCCUGUUUAUCGUGCUGUUCGUGGUGAAGGUCCUGACGGGACAGAUGAAGGGUGUGAAUGAUGUCCGGGAGUAUGAGGAUGGAGACGACGCUGAUGAUCAAACCUCUGCUGAUGGGAAACAAGUGAAAAACGGCAUCGCCAAGAAGCAUCAAUAACGUCUCGCCGCUGCCUCCUGCAGGCAGACGCCGGCGAUUACAGGACACUCGUGUGACCCCAGCUGGAUUUUGAC